AUGGUUUGGUGGAAGAAGAAGCCCUUUAAGCAGCGUCACCUGUGGGCCCUGGGCUGCUAUAUGCUGCUGGCUGUGGUUGCUCUGAGGUUUUCUCUCAGGUUGAAAUGUGACUUUGAGUCCCUGGAUCUGGAGUCCAGGGACUUUUGGAGCCAGCACUGUAGGGACAUCUUGUACAAGUCCCUGAAGCUGCCAGCAAAGAGAUCCAUCAACUGUUCUGGAAUCAUCCGAGGGGACCAGCAGGCAGUGACGGAGGCUCUCCUGGACAACCUGGAGGUCAAGAAGAAGCGGGAGCCCUUCACAGACACCGACUACCUUAACAUGACCAGAGACUGUGAGCACUUUAAGGCCGAAAGGAAGUUCAUACGGUUCCCUCUGAGCAAAAAAGAGUUAGACUUCCCUAUUGCAUACUCUAUGGUGGUCCACGAGAAGAUCGAGAACUUCGAAAGACUGCUGCGAGCUUUGUAUGCCCCUCAGAACAUAUACUGUGUCCACGUGGAUGAGAAAUCCCCAGAAACUUUCAAAGAGGCAGUCAAGGCGAUUGUGUCGUGCUUCCCAAAUGUCUUCAUAGCCAGUAAGUUGGUUCGGGUGGUUUAUGCCUCCUGGUCCAGGGUGCAGGCUGACCUAAACUGUAUGGAGGACUUGCUCCAGAGCUCAGUGCCAUGGAGAUACUUACUGAAUACAUGUGGGACGGACUUUCCUAUAAAGACCAAUGCCGAGAUGGUCCUGGCCCUCAAGAUGUUGAAUGGGAAGAACAGUAUGGAGUCAGAAAUACCUACUGAGUACAAAAGGUCUCGCUGGACAUAUCACUAUGAGGUGACAGACACAUUGCACAUAACCAGCAAGAUGAAGGAUCCUCCCCCGGAUAAUAUACCUAUGUUCACAGGGAAUGCCUAUAUUGUGGCUUCUCGAGACUUUGUCCAGCACGUCUUGGAGAACCCCAAGUCCCAAAGACUGAUCGAGUGGGUGAAAGACACCUAUAGCCCCGAUGAACAUCUGUGGGCCACCCUUCAGCGUGCACCAUGGAUGCCGGGUUCUAUUCCCUACCACCCCAAGUUUCACAUCUCCGACAUGACAGCCAUUGCCAGGCUGGUCAAGUGGCAAGGCCAUGAGGGAGACAUCAGUAUGGGGGCACCUUAUGCACCUUGCUCUGGAACCCACCAGCGGUCUGUCUGUGUUUAUGGGACGGGGGACCUGCAUUGGAUUCUUCAAAACCAUCACCUGUUGGCUAACAAGUUUGACCCAAAGGUGGAUGACAAUGUUCUUCAGUGCUUAGAAGAGUGCUUACGUUAUAAGGCCAUCUAUGGGACUGAACUCUGAGAUACCUUAUCAGAGAAGUGCUACCUGUGGGGCAGGAACAUGUGCAAACAUGCCCAGGGGGUGCUGGGACAGUGGGGUGGGGCACCGGGGCUCUGGAAUCCUUGGCAUCCCCAAGUCAGGGGGUUGCUAUGGGAGUGUGGGUAAGUAGAUCUCCUGCCUUACAACUUGCUGUCCCGGGUGAACACUGGGUGUGCACUCACCCCACUCCUAAUAGCUUCCCCACUGACAUUCUCACAGAGUCAGAGUCAGAGCCAGCUAUUUGGGAGAGGAAGGGAGGGCAGUGUGGCAGGGGACCCGGAUUUCAGUUGAAUGCUUGGUGUCUGCUUUUCUACUCUGUGGAGACGCUGGUUCUAAUAAUUCUAGGCUUGGUAGUGGGGGUGGGGUGGGACUUUAAUGGAAAGAGGGCCU
This is a messenger RNA of Odobenus rosmarus divergens (Pacific walrus), 1725 nucleotides long. It is a transcript of the gene GCNT3, whose product is annotated as glucosaminyl (N-acetyl) transferase 3, mucin type. Bases 1 to 1317 code for a protein of 438 amino acids. Gene Ontology annotation, molecular function: acetylglucosaminyltransferase activity. The record is from RefSeq and is a predicted model, not a curated record. The transcript has a single exon. NCBI's taxonomy places the organism in Eukaryota, Metazoa, Chordata, Mammalia, Carnivora, Odobenidae. Gene Ontology annotation, cellular component: membrane.